UUUAUUCUCUCUUGUUAUAUAUAAUAUACGCUUGUCAAUAUGAAAGGAUAUGUUUAUAUCUUUUUACAUUCAUUACUUCUUACACAAUAUGUGUUCGCUUCACCAAAGUUUAAUCCUGUCAACGAUGUCGACAUUUAUGGUAAUAGGUGUCCUUUACCGUCUUACAAUGCAUAUCCAUGUCCGGUACUCUGCGUGCGUGAUAUUUCACUCUGUCCGCCUAGUAGUAGACCACCCGCUUGUCCUACAGGCACGGUGUACUGCGUCGACGGCAGCUGUCGUGAAAGUUGUCCGGACUCGCUUGUCUCCGCAUGCGCCUGCCCUGGAGCCCCUGCAUUGGUCGGCAAAGUGUAUUCUUGUGGCUCCCACCUGCUUCAAGUCAAUAUUGAAAAUUUUGUUGUGGAGAAUAAAACUAAUCAAAGUGCUGUGGCAUGUGCAAAGGCAGCCAAUAUAUCAGACGUACCAACAUGGACAAGUAAUCCAAGGACAGCCAUGUGGCAUGAAUGUCCUACACCAGACUACGGGCAAUUGACAUUCACUGAAAAUGUAUUUAUCGCUUUAUAUGUAUUUUAUGGUGCCUGUUUCUCUACUAUCAUAGCAUGGACUGUUUAUAAGAAGACUGUAGAAAGCUUGUCAAAAGCUUCGUAUAUGAAGACUAAACAGACAAAAACUGAUCGCUAUAUACUGGACGAAAAGGAUAAGGGUGACAUAAGCCUAGACUACAGCGAUGAAUCGACUAUCGAAGAAGAGGAAGGUACUACCAUUCUUGCCUACAAAGCUUCUUGGUUGGGUACCUUUAUGCUUGCUUUGUUUUGCCUUGAGACAGUCGGUCAUAUAGGAUAUAUGAUAAUGGUAACACAAGAUUAUUAUACAAGCUAUUCGGCCUUUCGCGGCAAUUCGGUUGUAGCCACGAGUACCUUCAUGGGCAUGUGGUAUGUCUUAUUCGGCUGGUUCGCUAGUCUGACAGUCUUUAGACAUCGCCUGCUCAACUUUUUCAGAAUCCGAUGCAGUUACAAAGAAGGGCAACAUGUUCAAGUCGAAAGAAAGGAAUCAGCAAUGAUAUUCUUACAAGAUCAAUCCAAUGCCAUCAUGAGCUCAAUAAGAUCAUUAGAACAUUUUGCAAAACGUUUGGUUGGACUUGAUGUUAUUGUCUCAAACGCACCCAUUCGAUAUACAUCAAGCGGAACAAAGUACUUUAUUUACCAAUGUACUAGAUAUGUCUACAAUCCAAGCAUUGAUAUGUUCACACCUCAUCAAUUUCAUCUUGGCGAUACACAUGCUGAACUUGCUUUACUCACACAAGGUUUAACUAGCCAGGAGGCUAUGCUUAGAGAAGAGCUGAUCGGUCCUAACUUUAUUCAGGUGUAUGUUCCCAACUUUUUUAUGGCCAUGUUUCGAGAGUUUUCGUCAUUCUUUUAUAUUUACCAAUUCACUGUACUUUGGUUAUUUUACUAUUUGGAUUACUGGCAGGUUGGUAUUGCGGACACAGCUGUCAUCUUGUUAUCAGCUCUCGUCAAAGUCAUUGUUCGUCUCAGAUCCGAAAAACGCAUCAAGUCAAUGGCUGAAUUCACAGAUCAGGUGCACAUAUUGAGAGACGGAGAGUGGCAACUGAAAUCAACGGCAGACCUUUUGCCAGGCGAUGUGUUUGAAGUUGUCGAAGGAAAAACAACUCCUUGUGAUGCAGUUGUCUUGUCCGGCAAUAUUGUAGCUGAUGAAAGCUCGCUUACAGGCGAACCUUUACCGAUCCGCAAGUUCCCCUUGCGUUCAGAUGAUACGACGGCCUAUGACCGUUUGGGCACUAGCAAGAUAUCAACCAUAUUUGCAGGAACAAUCAUCAGUCAAGCACAGGCAACGGAUGGAAGAGUGAAGGCAUUGGCAUUAAGCACAGGAACUGCGACAGAUAAAGGACAAUUGAUCAAAAAAAUCCUUUUCCCAACACGAGUCUCUUUUAUCUUUGAUGAGCAAAUCAAGAUUGUCAUCUUAAUUCUGCUCUGUUGUGGUCUAAUAUGCUUAGGUCUGGCUGUUUGGCUGGUUAGCUCAGGAACAACCGCGUGGUUUUAUUCAAUGUUUGCUAUUGCACAGUUAGUGUCUCCUCUUCUUCCAGCUGCUUUGGUCGUUGGUCAAUCUGUAGCUGCUGGUAGAUUAAGAGAAAAGAGCAUAUUCUGUGUUGAUUUACCUCGCAUAUUGAUGGCAGGAAAAGUUCAACUCUUUUGCUUUGAUAAAACAGGCACGUUAACAAAGGAAGGCCUGGAAUUUUAUGGUGCUCAGCCAACGACAGAAGUUAAUGGCGAUAUAAACUUUGAUCAACGUCAGGAUAAUGUGGAUAAUGUACCUCGUCUCAUGCAACUUGGACUUGCUACUUGCCAUGCGGUUACGAUAUUGAACAACAGACUCAUAGGAAAUCCUGUCGACAUAGAAAUGUUUCAAGCUUCCAAGUGGACUUUGGGCCAAGGAUCAAAAUUUGUAGACACCCUUAUUUCUCCUAAAGGCGAGCAAAUACAUGUUCUAAAGCGUUAUGAAUUUGUUCAUGCACGUAUGUCCAUGUCGGUUGCCAUUUUGGAUCCAUCCACAAAUAAAGUACACAUCUUUAUUAAGGGGGCCUAUGAAAAGAUCAAAGACGUAGCCAAUCCUCAUUCCAUACCAUCUGAUUACGACCUUGUAACCGCAAAUCAGGCAAGAGAAGGAUGUUACGUAUUAGCACUGGCCCACCGUGAAGUCGAUUAUGAUAAAGUAGAUAUAAGCAACUGGACCCGUGACGAUAUGGAAAAGGACAUCGAGUUCAUGGGACUGAUUGUUUUCAAGAACCAGCUAAAAGAAGAUACAGCCAAGAAUAUUGCUGAGCUUAAGCGAGGCGAUACUCGUACAAUUAUGAUUACAGGAGACACUGCGCUUACUGGUAUUUAUAUUGCUCGUCAGUGUGGUAUGGCGUUACAUGGCUCCCGUUUUCUCUUGGGUGACUAUGAUUCACAAUUGAAACGUGUUGUUUGGACGGACGUGGAUGAACCCGAAACAUUCCCCGAUGUUAAUGUAGAUGCACCAACUGAAAAGACAGUUGAAUUAGCUGUGACAGGAAGGGCAUUCCAAUGGCUCGUGGAGCAUAAUUUGAUUCGAAAGUACUUGUUAAAUAUUCGAGUGUUUGCUCGAAUGACUCCCUCAGGAAAAGUACAGUGUGUACAAUUGCACAUGGAACGCGGUAUAACUGCCAUGACUGGUGACGGAGGUAAUGAUUGUGGUGCCCUUCGUGCUGCCCAUGUAGGCAUUGCCAUGUCAGAUGCUGAAGCAUCCAUUGUGUCUCCGUUUAGUACUAGUAAUCGUAGUGUGGCAUCAUGUGUUGAACUGCUUCGAGAAGGUAGAGCUGCCCUCGCCACAUCAUUAACAGGCUAUAAAUAUCUCAUAUUAUAUGGACAAGUCAUGAUGAUGCUCAAGAUAUUCACAUUCUACUUUUCUGUUUCCAUGUCAGCCAAUAUUUGGAUCGCUGUCGAUAUCUUCAUUACCGUUUUCCUGACAUGGGCCGUAUCACAAUCGAAGGCAGCCGAUCAGUUAGCACCUCAGCGUCCAACAGCGCAAAUACUAGGUCCUCAAACACUUGCAUCUGGCAUUGGGUUAGUUGCUAUUAACUGGAUUUAUCUAAGUUGUGCUUAUGUUUUACUAUUCAAGCAAGAGUUCUUCCGUUGCAAUGAAUUUGAUUCAAGAGCUGUUGACAUGUCCAAAUGGAUGCUCCUGUCAGAUAAUUAUGAAGGAGAGAUAUUGGCACUUGUGUGCCUUUUCCAGUUUAUCAAUAAUGCAGCAGUGUUUAACUUUGGAUACAAAUUUAGACAAAGCUUUUACAAGAACUACACCCUUGUCACCCUUUGGCUUUUAUACCUCAUCAUAGCUUCUUAUUGGCUUUUGGCAGACCCUAACCCAUUUGGCUGCUUAUUCCGUUUCAAUUGUGGUACACCACAGGUGCUACAACAAAUCGGAUACACACCUCCUUCCAUAUCCAUUACACCUUAUAACACACCAUUAGGACACAAUGUGAUGCCUCGUGAGUUCAGAUGGAAACUCUGGGGGCUCAUCAUGGGAAACUUGCUUACUGCGUUAGUAUAUGAAAAGUUUGUAGUUUUAGGCCCUGUACACGACUUUCUUGCGAAAACGCUCCCCAUAAAACGAUUGAAGAAGACAUUAUAAAGUAUAUGUAUGGUUGUACGUUAUUGAUACAUAUAAUAUUUAAUAAAUAGAAAUAAAAUGAAUGGAUAUAUAAUAAAGAAUAAUAGGCUCAUAGACAACUUAAUCAUAC
Rhizopus microsporus ATCC 52813 is the source of this 4276-nucleotide messenger RNA. RefSeq lists its product as uncharacterized. The record is from RefSeq and is a predicted model, not a curated record. Gene Ontology annotation, molecular function: ATP binding; ATP hydrolysis activity; P-type transmembrane transporter activity. Gene Ontology annotation, cellular component: membrane. Bases 40 to 4167 code for a protein of 1375 amino acids. The transcript is spliced from 9 exons. Lineage: Eukaryota; Fungi; Mucoromycota; Mucoromycetes; Mucorales; Rhizopodaceae.